UUUCUAAUAAAUAAAAACAAUUUAAUUCCAAAAAACACAAAACAAGACAUAAAAUUCAUAAAAAAUGGAAGAAAUGAUAUAUUAUAAUGAUGAACUUAAAGCAGUAUCCACACACAUUAUUUGUCCUAAGUGCCAAUCACCAACGUCCACUAAUGUAGAAGUGAAAAAUACAAAUAAAACGCAUAUGUUAGCAUUUGUAAUGUGUUUAUUUGGCAUGUGUCUCUGUGCAUGGCUACCGUAUACAAUUAAUGAUUAUUACGACUACCAGCAAAAAGGAUACAGAGGCGACUGUCAAACGCCAAAUAUAUUCAGGACACAAAAUAAUCAAGGAUCUUGUUCAAAAGAUCCUUUGAAUUCUGUGUCAUCAAGAAUAAAUGACGUGGCUGUUCCACCUGUUUAUACUCCAUCGACAUGCAUGUAUGGGCAGUCUAGUCAGUCUAAUUCGGAACCUGAAAUGAACACUAUUCAGAAAAUUCAGAUGAUGGGAAGCGUUCCAUUGACUGUAAGAUGUUCAAAUUGCGGAGAUCGAGUCUAUACAAAUGUUACUUAUGAAAAGAAAUCAUUUCAACCCCCAGCAUACAAUGAGAUCUAUCCAACAGCUCCUCCAAUCGAACAAAAUUCAUUUCAACAAAAUCCUCCAUACCCAAAUUUACCACAACAAUCGGAAUGGAAUCAACCAGUCUAUCCACAACAGCCUUUAAUCACGCAACAACCUAUGAUUAUACCACAGCAGCCAUUAAUUCACCAAAGAACAAAUGUAGUUGUUAUCAACCAACAAGUUAUAUUCGGUGAAAAUCCAAUUGCUAUGACAUGCCCAAGUUGCAGGAACCAAAUAGUUACAAAAGUGAGUCACGAGAAUAAUGUCAUUAACCAUUCAAUAGCACUUGGAUUGUGCCUCUUUGGUUUCUGGUGUUGCUGUUGUAUUCCAUAUUGUAUUGAUUCUAUUAAAGACGUCAAUCAUUCAUGCAGCAAAUGUGGAGUAUUUUUAGGAAAAUAUCGUCGUGGACGAGUUUAAGAAAAAGUUUAUUGUGACUUAUACAUAAAUGAUGUUUGUUAUCCACUAAAGUGCUAAACCAUAUAAUCAAGUUUUGAAAGGAGCUGCAACGUUUCUUUUUCUUAGAGGUGAAUUUACUGUUCCACUAAAAUGCGUAUUGACAUUUAUCAUUAUACCAGUUGAAUUUUGACAUUUGUGUGCUCUUAAUCAAUUUUAUGCUGAAACAUAUAUGUCUAUAAAUUUAAUUCUCUUAUCAAAUACCAAAUAUUUGCGCUUGUGAUAUUCCAAGCCUUUUUUAUUUAGCAUUUUGCGAACAGCAUAGCUUUGACAUAUUCC
Chironomus riparius is the source of this 1330-nucleotide messenger RNA. Lineage: Eukaryota; Metazoa; Arthropoda; Insecta; Diptera; Chironomidae. The record is from the annotation of a GenBank genome assembly.